Molecule: messenger RNA, 5173 nt
Organism: Scomber japonicus (chub mackerel)
Lineage: Eukaryota; Metazoa; Chordata; Actinopteri; Scombriformes; Scombridae
Gene: ldlra
Product: low density lipoprotein receptor a
Exons: 18
Coding region: 201-2912 (903 amino acids)
Molecular function (GO): protein binding; calcium ion binding
Source: RefSeq, a predicted model, not a curated record
AUUACAGUGUGCUGAGCAUCCUUCCGUAGAGCUUCCAGCAGCAGCAGCGGCGGCACCAACAUCAUCUCAGAGCAGAGCGCACAAGUACGGAGGCAACAAGAGGCUUUACUAUCACCUUUACAGGGGAAGUGUCAAACAGCAGUCACAUUUACUGACACUGGUGUAAACAGUCACACAACAGUCCGCAAUUACAUCUUCCAAUGCGGCUGGAAAACAUGGGACGGUCGUUUUACGCAUUACUGGUGUUUCUCAUCUGCUCCCUUGUUCAGACAAAUGCAUUGACAACAUGUGGAGCCACACAGUUCCAGUGUGGGAACGGGAGAUGCAUCACGAUCAGAUGGGUGUGUGAUGGCACAGAUGACUGCGGAGAUGGCACAGAUGAACUUCCUGGUACUUGCUUGGCCAAAACAUGCAGACCAACCGAGUUCAGUUGUUCGGACCGCCUAAACCAUUGUAUACCAAGUAGUUGGCGCUGUGAUGGAAAAGCUGACUGUGAGAAUGGAGCGGAUGAAGAAAGCUGUGCGCCCAAGCAGUGCACAGACACAGAGUUCCGCUGCAGGAAUGGCCAAUGCGUGUCAUCCUCAUUCGUGUGCGAUGACGAAGCAGACUGUGAUGAUGGCAGUGAUGAGGCCUCUUGCCCACCUGCUACCUGUAACUCUGCGUCCUUCCAGUGCAACAACACCCUCUGCAUUCCUCGCCUGUGGUCCUGUGACGGUGACGCCGACUGCCUCGACGGCUCAGACGAAUGGCCCCAGAACUGUGGUUCAGGAGGACAUACGUCUUCUCCUGCCCACCACUGUUCAGCGCUGGAGUUCCGCUGUGGCAGUGGAGAGUGCAUCCAUAGCAGUUGGAAAUGUGACGGAGGAGCUGACUGCCUCGAUCGAUCAGACGAAGCUAACUGUGCUCAUCCCACCUGCCGUCCUGAUGAGUUUGAAUGUGGUGAUGGCACUUGCAUCCAUGGAAGCCGCCAGUGCAAUCAGCAAUACGACUGUAGGGACAUGAGUGACGAAAUUGGCUGUGUCAAUGCGACCCACUGUGAGGGCCCAACCAGGUUCAAGUGCCGCAGCGGGGAGUGUAUUAGCAUGGAAAAGGUGUGUGACAAGCAGCGUGAUUGCAGGGAUUGGUCAGAUGAGCCUCUUAGGCAAUGUGGUUCCAACGAGUGCCUGUACAACAAUGGUGGUUGCUCUCAUAUCUGCAAUGACCUUAGGAUUGGCUACGAGUGCAUGUGUCCCACCGGAUACAGACUAGUUAACAACAAACGCUGUGAAGAUAUUGAUGAGUGUGCCAACCCGGACACCUGCAGCCAGAUCUGCAUCAACCAGAUAGGCAGUUACAAAUGCGAGUGUGAGGAAGGUUACCAAGUUGACCCAGCAACCAAAGCCUGCAAAGCCAUCGGUACAGUAGCCUACCUUUUCUUCACCAACCGUCAUGAAGUCAGAAAGAUGACUUUGGACAAAAGUGAGUACACCAGGGUUAUCCCCCGUCUAAAGAACGUUGUGGCUCUGGACAUGAACAUGGCUACCAAAGAGAUAUACUGGUCAGACAUCUCCCAAAAGAAGAUCUACAGAACUCAGAUGGACUCGGCAGAAGACUCCACUCAGCACACCGUAGUGAUUGGUAGUGACAUCGAUGCUCCUGAGGGCAUUGCCUUCGACUGGAUCCAUGGUAACCUGUACUGGACUGACAGUGUCCGCAGCACCAUCUCUGUGGUAACCGCUAACGGGAGCCGUCGCAAAACUCUCUUCCAGCGAGACUUAUCUAAACCCCGCGCUAUUGUGGUCGACCCCCACAGCAACUUCGUGUAUUGGACUGACUGGGGAAAUCCUGCUAAAAUUGAGAAGGGAGGUUUAAACGGAGCAGACCGCAGUGCUCUGGUCACCGACAACAUUGUGUGGCCUAAUGGAAUUACACUUGACCUGUUGAACCAGCGGCUCUACUGGGUGGACUCUAAGCUGCACACCCUCUCCAGUAUCGAUGUGCAGGGCGGUGGUCGACGCACCCUCAUCAUUGACGAGCACAUGCUGAGUCACCCGCUGGGCCUCACAGUGUUUGAGGAAAGACUUUUCUGGACAGAUGUCAGUAAUAACGCCAUUCUGAGUGCAAACAGGGUGACUGGUGGAGACAUUAUACCAGUGGCGGAGCAUCUGGCAUCACCAGAAGACAUUAUUCUCUACCACAACCUCAAACAGCCUACUGGCAGGGAUUGGUGCCAAGUGUCCAAUGGUGGCUGUGAAUUCUUGUGCCUGGCAGCUCCUCAAGUGGGCAGACAUCCCCCCAAAUAUACAUGUGCCUGUCCAGAUAACAUGAUGCUAGCAAGGGAUAUGAGGAGAUGUGUACCAGCUGUGCCGACCACUGCAGCUCCUGUUCAGCCUCGAGUUAUGACUACUGAACCACCUCGACUGCCACCAGUACCAGCCACGAACACACCCAGACCUCAGGUCCGCACCACCACAGUGCCCAUUGUAAUCACCAGCACUGUGGCUAAGCCAGUGCCUCGCACCACCAAGCCUUUAAUCAGGACCACCACACCUCAACCUAGGACCCAUUCACACCAGCCGACAACACCAAAAGUCACCCAUAUCACCACAGAUGCUCCAGUCACUUCUUCAGAUAUCCGACAUGAAAUGGCAGCAGCUAUACCCAAGACUGCCUCCACCACCCCGAUAGCUUUGUAUAUCAUUUUACCUCUAGCGAUCCUUUGUUUAGUGGCUGUUGGUGGUGUGCUGCUAUGGAGGAACUACAGGCUGAAGAACACCAACACGAUCCACUUUGACAACCCAGUCUAUCAGAAAACCACUGAGGACCAAGUGCACAUUUGGAGGAACCACAGCAGCGAUGGUUACACCUACCCAAAAAGACAAGUUGUAAGCUUGGAUGAAGAGGCGGACAAUCCAGCUUUCACAGAAAACUGAAAAAAGUUGGCCAGAGUGGAGAGAAGAGCCUCAGUGAUAAGCUAUCUUGGACGUCCGUGUAUUUUUACCUCACAUAGCACAAAGAUAUGGAAGUCAAAGCCAGUAUCAGACAAGCUGAAACCACUAUAUCCUCACAGGCGAACAAGUGCUCUACAAUGGAAAAACCAGGGUGAAACAUUUUUGUUUAGGUGCGCUUUUUUCCCCCAUCGAGUAAACAGUUGACAAUCAAUUCCUCACCAAAACAUACCAAAUUAUCAGAUGUUGGAUCCCUCGAUCUACUGUUCUUCAUUCUUUAUUCUAACUGUGAUGCUGAUGUUACAACUAGAGAACUGUGUCAUUUUUAUAGCCACAUAAUGUCUUCCUUUUCUUCCAUCAGUUUAACUGAGCUCAUUUGAUGCAACAUAUAAUAGUGAAUUUCCCUUGUUUUAGAUAGAUUUCAGAAAUAAGGUGAACAUAUCACAGUUUUAUUAUUUUUGUCUUGUGACGAGAUGAUUAAACAUAAUUAUAUCUUGCACUAUUUAUAGUUUAAAGGAAUAGUUUGGCAUUUUGGGAGAUUCGCGUAGGCCUAGAAUUAGAUGAGAAGUUUGAUACCACUCUAAAAAUGAAGCUAGCUUAGCUUAGCAAAAAGCCUGGAAGCAAGGGGGAGACAGCCAUCCUGGUUCUGUCCGAAAAGUAAAAGACAAAAAAAGCCAAUACAAGAACCUCUAAAGCUCAGUUAGCAGAGUUACAUGCUAUAGCUAUUUAAUGGUGACCAACAAAUAGCAAUAGCAGUGACCUUCUGGGGAGUCCAACCUCCCAUGAAACUACAACUUAUCUUUUCAACAAUCUGGUUUGUGUUUGGAUUAAUCAAAUGAGACAUAAAUGAUUAAUUAGUGAGCUUUAGAGAUAUGCUGUUUAUUUUUGAUGUUUUAGAGAGACCCAGGCUAGCUAUUUUCCAGUUUCCAGUCUUUAUGCUAAGCUAUGGUAAUGGCCUUACAGCUCAAACACAAAAGUGGAAUCAAUCUUAUCAUCUAGCUCUUGGCAAGAACAGCAAUAGAUUUAUUUCCCAAAAUGUCUAACUGUUAAUUUACUUCUCUUUGUUUAUUGGACACAAAAAAUGGGAAGUUUUUUUUAAACUAUUGGGUUUAUGGAAUAAUAUGUCCUCGGACAAGUGGCAUGGCACUGACAAUCUGAUCCUGAGGUUUUAUCCCUAGACAAACACUAACACUAAAAUUGAGUAGGUGAAUGUAUGUAGUGAAUUCUGCAAGUGCCAAUUUAACCAGUAUGACCUCAAACAGCCUUUGCAUUACGUGUAUGUGUGUAAUUCUUUGAGUUUCACACCAGCCAUCACCAUAUUAGUGGAGCAAAAAUAUCAUCCAAAGGGACCUAAAGUCAUUACUGUAACUAACCUCAAAAAACACACCACACACUGUGUUUGUGCCUUGAGUAUUGUACUCUUCAGAUUUCACAUAUCACCAUAUGUCUUUUGAGCUGACCAGCUGGUUAAAAUGUCCUCCAUCAGCCAUCUGGUAGGCACCUUUUCAGCUUAUUCCUUCUGAGUUGUGACUGGGGGUCUGUUUUUAGAGCCAUCCUUAAAUUUCCCUCUCCCGUGCCCCUCUCAGGAGAACCUAUACAUUCCUUGAAAAACAGAAUAGCUUUGAUGCAAUCACGUGUUACCAGUGAAGCCGUGCCUAAUGUUCUGUGCUGAGACACGUGUAUAUAUACAUCCUCCCACAGGACGAGAACUUCACCUUGCCUUAUUCAAGCAUUCCUAACAGAAGGAAACCAUGUGCCCUGCUAUGGUUUUAAAAACACAGUUGUCCAUAGCUGUUCAAGCUAAUGUUCUCUUUGUGAUUUUUGACAAAUAUGUGCCUUUUUAAUGACAUAUUUUACUCAAAUAUUCAUGUUGGUGCUAUUGAACUCAGUGGAUUUGUAUAAAAUCAAUGUGUCUACCUGUUUACAAAGAGAUGUUUAAGGGAUGUGGCAGUGUUACAUGCAGGUGAGGUUACACCUAUAACAAAGAUGUGAUGUGGGUAAAUGACCAUCAUGAGGCUUUUUAGGUAAAGAAACAAAUUCAUAAGUGCUAGUGAAGCUGUACAUAUAGAAGAAGUCAUUUCACAUUCAUAGACUAACAGUGCAGAUUUAAAUGUGUGUAAAUAUAAUGUUCAUAAAUGUAAAUAUUUUAUUCUUUACUGUUUUUUGGUAAUGAUGUGAGCGUUUUAGCCUUUGUUGUAAACUUGAAACAUUUGCUGUACAUAAAUAAAUGCUUCUAUUUAUUAUAG